UUCUCAUUUGCUCUGACAUGCACUGUCAGCUGUAAGGUCUUAUACAGACAGGUGUGUGUCUUUCCUAACCAAGUCCAAUCAGUUUAAUUAAACAUAGCUGGACUCCAAUGAAGGAGUAGAACCAUCUCAAGGAGCAUCAGAAGAAAUGGACAAGACUCAUGUAAGUAUGUCCUGUACCCACAGUUUGCUGUGUAACUGACCACAGGCACCUGGGUCUGUGUAUUCAUGGUGGGAGAAGUGACCUGACCAGAGAAACCUGCUUUACUUGCUGAAAUGACUGUAAUGAGAUGAUCAGUAAUCAGUUGCUUUGGUCUUCAAGAUGCUCAACAUCAUCUCCCACGUCCUGCGGUCAUCUCCUCAGAGAAAAGGAUCUGUAGUGGUAAUGUCAGCACGUACAUAUGCUGACUUCACCACUCAGGCUACCUUUGAAAUAAAGAAAGGUGAUGUCCACAGGCUGAACGAGGCCCUGGACACUCAGGUGGUUCUGACUCGUCAGGAAGGUUUGCGGUACUACCACGCCAUGCAGACGAUCAGGUGUUUAGAGCUGAAGGCUGGACAGCUCUUUCGCCAGAAGAUCAUCAGAGGUGCCUGCCACUUGUACAAUGGCCAGGAAGCCUGUGCAGUUGGUAUUGAUGCAUCAGUUAACUCAACAGACCCCCUGAUCGCUACAUAUCGUAAUCAUGGCUACAUUUACACCAGGGGCGGGUCCCUGAAGGGAAUCCUGGCUGAACUUGCUGGCCGAAGAGGAGGUAUUUCAAAGGGCAGAGGAGGCUCCAUGCACAUGUUCACUAAAACCUUUUAUGGAGGAAAUGGUAUUGUUGCAUCACAGGUUCCCGUGGGUGCUGGUCUGGCUCUGGCUUUAAAGUAUCAGGACAAGAGUGCACUGAGUGUUUGUGUCUAUGGUGAUGGUGCAGCCAAUCAGGGUCAGGUGUUUGAAACCUUUAACAUGGCGGCUCUUUGGAAGCUGCCCGUCAUUUUCGUCUGUGAGAACAACAAGUUUGGUAAAUUUACACCGAUGGAGCGAACUAGUGCAAAUACAGACUUCUACAAGAGAGGAGACGUCAUUCCUGGACUCAGGGUGGAUGGGAUGGACAUUCUUUGUGUUCGUGAGGCGACCAGGUUUGCAGCUGACCACUGCCGAUCAGGAAAGGGUCCCAUCAUACUGGAGCUUCAGACUUACCGUUUUAUUGGACAUAGAGAGGGGGAUAAAUCACUGAGCUAUCGCACGCAGGAAGAGGUCGACGAAGUCAGCAGAACAAGUGAUCCCAUCUGCAUACUGAGGGAGCGCCUGCUCAGCAACAACAUGACCAGCGUGGAGGAGCUCAAGGAGAUCGAUGUGGGAAUUAUCAAAGACGUUGAAGAAGCUGCAGAUUUUGCCGUGACAAACCCUGAACCCCCACUGGAGGAUCUGUGUAACCACAUCUACUGUAACAAUCCUCCCCUGGAGGUGCGAGACAAAAACCCAUGGACCAAGCUGAAGUCUGUUAGCUAAAGUUUAUUACCACCUUACACACUACUCCUUUGUAGUUUGUAACAUUUUAACACAGAGUAGAAAUGUAUAGAUCAGAUUUUGUAUCUUAAAAAAAACAAUGAAUAAAUAAUAAAUAAUAAUGUGUUAUUUUUUAAGUUAUGGUGCACAAUUACCCUGAUGUACU
Molecule: messenger RNA, 1655 nt
Organism: Centropristis striata (black sea bass)
Lineage: Eukaryota; Metazoa; Chordata; Actinopteri; Perciformes; Serranidae
Product: pyruvate dehydrogenase E1 component subunit alpha, mitochondrial-like
Exons: 12
Coding region: 320-1492 (390 amino acids)
Biological process (GO): pyruvate decarboxylation to acetyl-CoA
Cellular component (GO): intracellular membrane-bounded organelle
Molecular function (GO): pyruvate dehydrogenase (acetyl-transferring) activity
Source: RefSeq, a predicted model, not a curated record